AUGGUGAAACAAGGUGUUGUGUUGGGGCAUGUAAUAUCCAGCAAGGGUAUUGAAGUUGACAAAGCAAAAAUUGACAUCAUCUCAAAUAUGGCAGCCCCUACUUCAAUGAAGGGAGUGAGAAGCUUUCUAGGAGGAUUUUUCCAAGAUCACUCAUCCAUUGUGCAAUCUUUUGGCCAAAGAUGUUGUAUUUCACUUUGA
Messenger RNA from Prunus armeniaca (apricot), 198 nucleotides. Lineage: Eukaryota; Viridiplantae; Streptophyta; Magnoliopsida; Rosales; Rosaceae. The record is from the annotation of a GenBank genome assembly.